CCACUGCUGGAAGUCUUUCUGAAAUCCGAAGGGAAAAAGAAGGCCAGCUGCUAGCCAGCGCACGUGACCGGGAAGGAAGGCGCUCCCGCCCAUGACGGGAUGGGAAAACUAUGCCCGGGGCCGGCAUCUCAAGCUGCUGCAAGCAGGACUGAGCACUACCAGAGCAGCAACCUCGGAUGGCCCUGGACGUGGCACGCGCGGGGCACAGAGGCAAGAAGACUUGAUGAAGCCUCUCUUCCCAACCCAUAUCCAGAAAGAACGAUUUAGAUGACAGUUUUUAGAAAGAAUGUGAAUGCCUGUGAUUUGCGACGGUCUGAGGUUAUAAGACCCUGACCGUCAGUCAGUGGUACUUACUUCGAGAAGACCCCGAGUGAGACACGGGAACACAGAUUGAUGCAAAAGCAGAAGUUUAUUUUCUGGUGCAUCAGGAUCAACCCUCAAUCAGUCCCUCAAGGUGACCACCAUGAUCUCCUGGAUGCUCUUGGCCUGUGCCCUUCCGUGUGCUGCUGACCCAAUGCUUGGUGCCUUUGCUCGCAGGGACUUCCAGAAGGGUGGUCCUCAACUGGUGUGCAGUCUGCCUGGUCCCCAAGGCCCACCUGGCCCUCCAGGAGCACCAGGAUCCUCAGGAAUGGUGGGAAGAAUGGGUUUUCCUGGUAAAGAUGGCCAAGACGGCCAGGACGGAGACCGAGGGGACAGUGGAGAAGAAGGUCCACCUGGCAGGACAGGCAACCGAGGAAAACAAGGACCAAAGGGCAAAGCUGGGGCCAUUGGGAGAGCGGGUCCUCGAGGACCCAAGGGGGUCAGUGGUACCCCCGGGAAACAUGGUAUACCGGGCAAGAAGGGACCUAAGGGCAAGAAAGGGGAACCUGGGCUCCCAGGCCCCUGUAGCUGCGGCAGUAGCCGAGCCAAGUCGGCCUUUUCGGUGGCGGUAACCAAGAGUUACCCACGUGAGCGACUGCCCAUCAAGUUUGACAAGAUUCUGAUGAAUGAGGGAGGCCACUACAAUGCAUCCAGUGGCAAGUUCGUCUGCAGCGUGCCAGGGAUCUAUUACUUUACCUAUGACAUUACGCUGGCCAACAAACACCUGGCCAUCGGCCUAGUGCACAAUGGCCAGUACCGCAUUCGGACUUUUGACGCCAACACCGGCAACCACGACGUGGCCUCGGGCUCCACCAUCCUAGCUCUCAAGGAGGGUGAUGAAGUCUGGUUACAGAUUUUCUACUCGGAGCAGAAUGGACUCUUCUACGACCCUUAUUGGACCGACAGCCUGUUCACCGGCUUCCUCAUCUACGCUGAUCAAGGAGACCCCAAUGAGGUAUAGACAAGCUGGGGUUGAGCGUCCAGGCAGGGACUAAGAUUCCGCAAGGGUGCUGAUAGAAGAGGAUCUCUGAACUGAGGCUGGGGACUGGCAGUCUUGGGAGCUUUUAUUCCCAGGCAAGCCUCCUCUGUUGCUGCUUUAAAAAAACAAAAAACAAAAAAAACAAAACAAAACAAAAAAAAAACAUUAAAUCCAAGCUUUUGGUUA
Rattus norvegicus (Norway rat) is the source of this 1525-nucleotide messenger RNA. RefSeq names its product C1q and TNF related 2 (gene C1qtnf2). NCBI's taxonomy places the organism in Eukaryota, Metazoa, Chordata, Mammalia, Rodentia, Muridae. Gene Ontology annotation, cellular component: extracellular region. The record is from RefSeq and is a predicted model, not a curated record.